AUGGUCGCGAUCAAGGUGGACAUGUGCUUAAGCUGGGUACUACUUGCUCAACAUCCGCUAUCCGCGGGAGGCGUACCGGACUCAGGUGGGGGCUGCUCGAUCCAGCGCGGGGAAGUGGGGAGGGAGGCGGAGAAGUGGAGGACGGAUUCGAAGACGUCGGGACUUCGCCCGAUUGUGCGAGCCUGACGACAAGAUAGCGCCACCCACGGAGUAAUAUUUCGGCAAAUGCCAGACGCCGCUGCUCAGGACGUCGUCAGUGUCAAUGGAGAAGACGACGCAGGAGCAGCUUCUUUUCCAAGACCUCGCAGACCAGGCGCGCGUCGCUCCCCCAACUAAGACCACUACAAUGCUGUCUCCGGUCCAUUUCUUUUCCCAUGGCUCCACGAUGAUGCUGGGUGAGGAGUCCGAGUCCGCGAGCUACUGGAAGCAAUGUGGCGACGACGCUCUCGCCCAUGGUGUCAAAGGAAUUGUCAUGAUGGGCGCCCACUGGGCAUGUGUAGGUCAGGACAAAAUCGAAAUCUCCAUGAAUCCCAAACCUGGCAAGUCACCUGUCGCCUACGUCCACCCUUCCAAGUACAUCGAUUACGAGCUAGUACCGGAUCUGGACAGCGGUGAGAAAUGCAUCCGGCUACUUACUGAUGCUGGCUUCGGUGUGAAUGCGAACGACAAGUUUGACUGGAUCCACGACACAUAUCUGAUCCUUAUUCGCAUGUUCCCGGAGCGUUGUCCGCCAACGACAAUCAUCUCAAUGAAUGCCAAUUUUGAUCCGCAUCUACACAUGCAAGUUGGCGCAGCUUUACGGCCUUUGCGGGAGCAAGGAUACCUGAUCAUUGGCUCAGGAGGCGCUGUGCACAACCUUUACCGCAAUGUCUGGGGUCCAAUGUUACGAUACAGCGACAACUUUGCUCAAGAGUGUGCCCCCGGCGAUUGGGCGAUGGACUUUCGGCAGGCUGUGGAAGACGCUUUCUGCAACAACAGCGGCCCACAUUUACGCCGUGCAGUCACCCGCCUCAUGAAACAUCCCACGUACCGCGACGCACACGCAACAGACGACCAUUUUAUGGCUGCUACGUUCGUGGCAGGUGCAGCAGGUAGUGAAGACGACAGUGGAAUCUAUGCCGAGCUCAAGGCUGAGACGUGGGAACUGACGAACAUGUGCAACUCACAAUUCAGUAUCGGACGGUGGGUAUCUGCGACUUAAUCAAUCGAACCUGAUAAUCAAAUUCGUCUCGUG
Messenger RNA from Baudoinia panamericana UAMH 10762, 1234 nucleotides. RefSeq lists its product as uncharacterized. Lineage: Eukaryota; Fungi; Ascomycota; Dothideomycetes; Mycosphaerellales; Teratosphaeriaceae. The transcript has 2 exons. The record is from RefSeq and is a predicted model, not a curated record. Gene Ontology annotation, molecular function: ferrous iron binding; zinc ion binding; oxidoreductase activity, acting on single donors with incorporation of molecular oxygen. Bases 263 to 1201 code for a protein of 312 amino acids.